Messenger RNA from Drechmeria coniospora, 267 nucleotides. Its product is annotated as putative translocase of inner membrane. The record is from RefSeq and is a predicted model, not a curated record. The coding region runs from base 1 to 267 and encodes 88 amino acids. The transcript is spliced from 3 exons. Lineage: Eukaryota; Fungi; Ascomycota; Sordariomycetes; Hypocreales; Ophiocordycipitaceae.
AUGGACAUGCUAUCAGCCUCUGAGCAGCGUACGCUGGAGCAGCGCAUGCAGAAGCGCCAGGUCAAGGAGUUUAUGGGCGCUUUUGGUGGCCUCGUCGAGCACUGCUUCACCUCCUGCGUUGACGACUUCACCUCCAAGGCUCUCUCGACGCGCGAAAACGGCUGCAUAAACCGUUGCGUCCUCAAGUGGAUGGCCACCCAGCAGCGCGUUAGCGAUCGGUUCCAAGAGCACAAUGCCCAGAUCACUCAGCAGAUGCAGAACAAAUGA